CGUCACAUUCUGGUAGUGUGGCAUGUUGUGUUGUUUAGAUGAGUUGAUGCAAUCUGAAGCCUGCAUUAAUUUGCUGCUAUGACUUGAACAUGACCGCUGCUCCAGAAAAAGACUGUACAGAGACUCGGAGCGCCGUACUGCCCGUCCGAGGAUGGAUGUCCUUUGGUGGUUUUCUCAACCAUGUACGGUAUGAAAACCUUGUGGCUGGUUUGAGUGGAGGAGUCUUGUCCACCUUGGUAUUGCACCCUCUAGAUCUGGUAAAAAUUCGUUUCGCAGUGAGUGAUGGUCUAAAUCUGAGACCCAAGUACAAUGGAAUUCUUCACUGUGUUAGCACAAUCUGGAGACAAGAAGGACUACGAGGGUUGUACCAAGGUGUCACACCAAACGUUUGGGGUGCAGGAGCAUCCUGGGGUCUUUAUUUCUUCUUUUACAAUGCUAUUAAGGCAUACAAAAGAGAUGGCAGACAGGCAGACCUGAGUGCAGCACAACAUCUUGUCUCAGCCGCUGAAGCAGGAGCAAUGACACUGUGUAUCACAAAUCCAAUCUGGGUGACAAAAACACGCCUCGUGCUACAGUAUGACGCAUCCGUAGAUCCUUCUAAAAAGCAGUACAGAGGGAUGAUUGACGCUCUGGUGAAGAUCUACAGAAUGGAAGGUAUCCCAGGCCUUUAUAAGGGGUUCGUCCCUGGCCUUUUUGGAACCUCACACGGUGCCCUUCAGUUCAUGGUAUAUGAGACAUUAAAGAUAGACUAUAGCAAAUACAGAGGAAGGCCAUCAAAUGCAAAGUUGAAUGCCCUGGAAUAUAUAACAAUGGCUGCUUUGUCCAAAAUGUUUGCUGUGACUGCUACUUACCCAUACCAGGUUGUCAGGGCUCGUUUGCAAGAUCAGCACAAUAAAUAUGGCGGAGUGAUAGAUGUCAUCAAGAGAACAUGGGGGAAAGAAGGUGUCCAUGGAUUUUACAAAGGAAUUGUUGCCAAUAUUAUAAGAGUGACCCCAGCAUGCUGCAUCACUUUUGUUGUCUAUGAAACAGUCUCUCAGUUUCUGCUUGACUUUCGAAAGUAAGGACUGUACUAGUGGGAAUUUUGAAGACGAGAUGAAUACCAGAAAUCAGCUGAUUGCCAAAUUGGCAUAUUAAGAUAAAGAACUGUUCAUCUCAGUGGACCAUUUCAUUACAGAAGUAAUCACUUUAAUAAUGUUCUUGUUUGCAUCAGUGACUUGCAUAUUAAAUGAUGAUUAUCUAUUUUUUUUUUUAUUUUUUUUUUAAGAAAUGCACUUAACCUCAUAGAUUUUUGCAUGUCUAUUUAUUGUCAUGGAGAACAGUUUAAAGUCUGACUUUAUUUUAAAUGUCAAAUAUGUUUCAUUUUAUUAUUUAGAGUUAGUUGUAGUGAACUUGGUAAAACUGUAACUAUCUGGUACUGUGUCCCAGAGGUGAAAGGCAUUUAACUAAUCUAUAUGGCCAUGGUGAGAAACCUGGCGUGUGAAAAGGCUAAAAAUAUGAACUUUUCUGUUAUUUUGAUGGACAGAAUAUGCUUAAAGAAAGCAGGACAGCUACAAUUUAAAUGUUACUACAGUUUUAUUUAUUUUUUAGGGUUGAUUUUUUGAUCUUAUUUUCUAAGUACAGCAAUUACAGACUGCCUUGUAAUUGAUGAUUAAAAGACAUCUUUUUACAAAAUCAAA
This is a messenger RNA of Protopterus annectens (West African lungfish), 1676 nucleotides long. It is a transcript of the gene SLC25A32, whose product is annotated as solute carrier family 25 member 32. Gene Ontology annotation, biological process: folate import into mitochondrion; nucleotide transport. The record is from RefSeq and is a predicted model, not a curated record. The coding region runs from base 90 to 1061 and encodes 323 amino acids. Gene Ontology annotation, cellular component: mitochondrion. NCBI's taxonomy places the organism in Eukaryota, Metazoa, Chordata, Ceratodontiformes, Protopteridae. Gene Ontology annotation, molecular function: folic acid transmembrane transporter activity; FAD transmembrane transporter activity. The transcript is spliced from 7 exons.